CGAUUCAUAAACAAAUCUCCACUCGAAACUCCACUCGACUCCAAAAUCUCCACUCGAAACUCCAAAAUUUACUCGAGAUCUCGAGUCUGCGCCGGAGCUACCUUGAACGGCCACUCGAGUCACUCGAGUGCGUUCAGUGUCAUGGCGGCCGACGCAUCGUUCGCCGACUUCGUCGACUUCGUGUUAAGAACGGACGAAGUUCUUCACGACGACCGAGACCCCGACCAGGACGUCGAUGUGCCGAGACGACGUUGCCGGGACCGGCUCAAUCCGCUGGAGCAUUUCAACGAUUGGGAAUUCCUGGUGCGCUAUCGGUUUACAAAAUCGACAGUUGUAAGCCUCCUGCAGUGCCUGCCGCUGGAAGCAAACGAGAGCAGUCGCGGCCUGCCACUGUCCCCGAUGCUCCAGCUCCUCGUAGCGCUAAGAUUUUAUGGCGCCGGGACUUUUCAAGUAGUCACGGGCGACCUCGUAAACGUGUCGCAGCCGACGGUGUGCCGCGUAAUCGAGCGCGUCUCCCGGGUCCUCGCCGAGACUCUCUUCCCCCGCCUCGUGGAUUUCCCGGAGGGCGACUGCGACGAGGUCAUGCGGGAUUUCUACAACAUCGGGAAGUUCCCCAGUGUGACUGGGUGCAUCGACUGCACCCACGUCAAAAUAAAGGGACCUGGCGGUCCCAAUGGGGAAGUCUUCAGGAACAGGAAGGGGUUCUUCUCCCUCAACGUGCAGGCCAUCACAGGACCCCAGCUGCAGUUUUUCGACCUUGUUGCUAGAUGGCCAGGCUCCGUGCAUGACAGCAGGAUAUUCGAUAACAGUCGUGCAAGGGUCCUGUACGAGAAUCGGCGCAUCCCUGGCCUGCUGCUCGGAGAUGCAGGCUAUGCCUGCAUGUCAUUUCUUCUGACGCCCCUGACCAGCCCAGGUGUAGCCAACAGCCCAAAGGGCAGGUAUGUACUAGUUUGUUGGAAGAAAUAAUGGCAUGAAAUUCAGAACAGCUAACAAGAAGUGAUGCUGUAGCCACAGUGUUCCUAUUGGUUACUAUUAGUUCUGCAAAUCUUUGUCACAGCUAGAUUCACGACCUUUGGGCCUUUGUAUGGCAAAAAAAGCUGGCAUUAUUCACUUCCUGUGGACAAAUUUUUGUUUCAAAAGUAUGUAGCAUACAACAUUUUAGUUCUAUUUUUAUUUUCCUUGAGAACAUUUGUUCUUCCUCGUCACAGUUAGCCGGUGUCAAUUGUUGCUUUUUGUCACUAGAAUUGGACUAGGGCCAAGAACUUGAAUUAAGACGGUAAUGUAGAAAACACCAGCCAAAACCACUGUAUGCAGGACAGUAGCCUCUGGUAAGCAAUAGAAAAUGCAGCUAGCAUGGAUGGGCCGCACUGUACAGGUUACUGAACCAUACUGAUGGUUGCAGCAGUGGCGAUUUUUACACCUGAAGACCUUUAUCUUGCAACGUUGCUUCCAUUACCAAUGCUGCACCAUAUAGGUACCAAGCAACUCACCUAAAAACAAGGAACUCGGU
Molecule: messenger RNA, 1510 nt
Organism: Ixodes scapularis (black-legged tick)
Lineage: Eukaryota; Metazoa; Arthropoda; Arachnida; Ixodida; Ixodidae
Product: putative nuclease HARBI1
Exons: 2
Coding region: 142-966 (274 amino acids)
Source: RefSeq, a predicted model, not a curated record